This is a messenger RNA of Cavia porcellus (domestic guinea pig), 1662 nucleotides long. RefSeq names its product BPI fold containing family B member 3 (gene Bpifb3). Bases 4 to 1425 code for a protein of 473 amino acids. Lineage: Eukaryota; Metazoa; Chordata; Mammalia; Rodentia; Caviidae. The transcript has 15 exons. Gene Ontology annotation, molecular function: lipid binding. The record is from RefSeq and is a predicted model, not a curated record.
CCGAUGAUGCUGGGCGUGUGGGCCUUGCUUUUCCUCUGGGGCCUGGUGACCCCAUGCGAAGGGCUGCUGGAGACCGUGGGCACUCUCGCUCGGAUCGACAAGGAUGAACUCAGCAAAGCCAUCCAGAACUCGCUGGUUGGGGGGCCCAUCCUGCAGAAUGUGUUGGGCACAGUGACAUCAGUAAACCAGGGCCUGGUGGGCUCCAAGGGGCUGCUCGGAGGAGGCGGUCUGCUGGGCUCUGGAGGGAUUUUCAGUGUCGUGGAGGAGCUCUCUGGGUUGAAGAUUGAGGAGCUCACACUGCCGGAGGUGUCGCUAAAGCUGCUACCAGGUUUGGGGGUGCAGGUGAACCUUCUCACCAAGGUCGGGCUGCGUGGCUCAGGCCCCCUAGGGGGCCUCCUGCAGUUGGCAGCUGAGGUGAACGUGUCUUCACGGGUGGCGCUGGGCAUGAGCUCUCGAGGGACGCCCAUCUUGAUCCUCAAGCGCUGCAGCACACUGCUGGGACAUAUCAGCCUGUUCUCAGGGCUGCUGCCAGCACCACUCUUCACAGUCCUGGAACAGAUGCUGUGCAAGGUGCUGCCUGACCUGUUGUGUCCCGUGGUGGACAGUAUGCUGGGCGUGAUGAAUGAGCUCCUGGGGGUCACACUUUCCCUUGUGCCCCUCCGAGCGCUCGGGUCCGUGGAAUUCACUCUGGCCACCCUGCCCCUCAUCUCCAACCAGUACAUAGAGCUGAACAUCAACUCCAUCGUGAAGAGUGCAACUGGUGACAUCAUUGAUUUCCCUAAGCCCCAUGUCCCAGUCAAGGUGCCUCCCAAGCAGGACCAUACAUCCCAGGUGAUUGUGCCGCUGUACCUCUUCAGUACCGUGUUUGGGGUCCUGCAGACCAACGGUGCCCUGGACAUAGACAUCACCCCCGAGCUGGUUCCCAAGAACAUUCCGCUGACAACCACAUACCUGGCAGUUUUGGUCCCAGAGGCCCUGGGGAAGUUGCCCCCAGGCCAGCAGCUCCUACUGUCACUGAGGGUGAAGGAAGCACCCACUGUCACACUACAGAAAAAGAAGGCCACAGUCUCCAUCCCAGCCACCAUCCAUGUACUAUCUUCUGUCCCUCAGGGGACUCCUACAGCCCUCUUCCAGCUGGAUGAGGUGCUGACUUUAAACGCCCAGUUGGCUCCCUCGGCCACCAAGCUGCGCCUCUCCCUGUCCCUGGAACGGCUCAGUGGUAAGGUGGCUUCCUCCUCUGCCCAUAUCUUUGACGCAUCCCUUUUGGAAGAAUGGCUCAACAAGGUGCUCCGGGCUGUGUAUGUGCCAAAGCUCAAUGUGAAUGUGGAGGUUGGAAUUCCCCUGCCUAAGAUUCUCAAUGUCAAUUUUUCCACUUCAGUUCUGGACAUCAUUGAGAAUGCCGUUGUGCUCACCGUGGCAUCCUGAGGCUCCCAAGGCCACCAUCGCUUCCUGGCUAUUGACCCACUCUGCCUCGGCUUCCCUCUCGGUCUCUACCCUGUGUCAGUGACAGUAUGAAUGCCUCCUACCCACCUGGGCCCACCUUGCCCAGUGCCCUGCGGCUCUGCCCCCAUUUGAGUGGGGAUUGUGGGCCUAUCUUGGACCUGCUCAGAGCACUCCAGGCCUCUGCAAAAGUUGCGGGCCUCAAUAAACUACUCAGUCUCA